Molecule: messenger RNA, 2059 nt
Organism: Onychomys torridus (southern grasshopper mouse)
Lineage: Eukaryota; Metazoa; Chordata; Mammalia; Rodentia; Cricetidae
Gene: Rbbp9
Product: RB binding protein 9, serine hydrolase
Exons: 5
Coding region: 63-623 (186 amino acids)
Molecular function (GO): hydrolase activity
Source: RefSeq, a predicted model, not a curated record
CGGGCCUGAUGCAGUGAGCGCUGCUUGUCGGAGCUGGGCUGGGGGUCUCUGGCUUUGCGUUCAUGGCGGUCGCUAGCAAGGCAGUGAUUGUUCCCGGGAACGGAGGCGGGGAUGUGGCCACUCACGGCUGGUACGGGUGGGUGAGAAAGAGGCUGGAGCAGAUUCCUGGUUUCCAGUGUUUGGCUAAAAACAUGCCGGACCCAAUUACAGCCCGAGAGAGCAUCUGGCUGCCCUUCAUGGAGACAGAGCUGCGCUGUGAUGAGAAGACCAUCAUCAUAGGCCACAGCUCCGGGGCCAUCGCAGCCAUGAGGUAUGCAGAGACACAUCAGGUACAUGCCCUUGUAUUGGUGUCUGCAUACACAUCAGACUUGGGAGAUGAAAACGAGCGUGCAAGUGGAUAUUUCAGCCGCCCCUGGCAGUGGGAGAAGAUCAAGGCCAACUGCCCUCACAUUGUACAGUUUGGCUCCACUGAUGACCCCUUCCUUCCCUGGAAGGAACAAGAAGAAGUGGCAGAUAGGCUGGAUGCCAAAUUGUACAAGUUCACUGACCGUGGUCACUUUCAGAACACAGAGUUUCAUGAACUGAUUAGUGUGGUGAAGUCUAUGCUGAAAGUACCAGAAUAGUUAGGAUGACGCCUGCCCUGUAACAUGCCAGGAUGGGGUAGAAUAGCAUCUAUUAUCACAGUACUAGACAUGUAAUGUCCAGUGAAGCUACAGAACUGCCUAAAAAACAAGCCUGUUUGAACACUUACACUAACUUACUAGCAUUUUAAGUUCCCACAGAACUUGAAUCUUCUUGAAGAACUGUAACUAUAACAGGAUUUUUCCUUGUAUUGAUAAGGGACACAAAGGGAGUUUGUUUAGCCAUCCUGUUGAUCCAGAGAAUAAGUCUGAAGUAGAACCAGACAUGGUGGUGUGUCCCUGUAAUCCCAGCAUUUCAGAAGAGAAAGCAGGGGACCAGGAGAUGAAGGCUAGACUCACCCUGUCUCAGAAAAGAAAGAACAAAUAGACCCAGGUAUCCUGAGUCUCAUUCCAAAUUGUAACUCAGUAGCUUUUGCAAGGUGUUACCCAUUCCUGACACCCUAGUACUUGGGAAGCUGAAGGUGGAUCUUGAAUUUGCCUGCCUAUGCUAAAUGUUUAACAAAACUGUCUCAAGAAAAAAAAAAAGAAGAAAAACUAAACAGGUUUUCAUGCAAAGUAUAUGAGUGACAUCUUUUCCUUUUUGAAAUAAAAUUUUUCUGUUACUGGGGGAAGUAAACAUGAUUAAAGGUCCAGAAUGUUCUUAGAACUCAGAACUCUAGCUGUUGCUUCAAGCUGGCUCAGGGUAGUAAACUCAAACUUGGGUCUUCAUCACUCAAAUCCCUGACCCCACACCAGUCCCCAGGUCCUUCUGACAGGUUGAGGGACCAACAUAUAAGGAUGCUCCAGGGGACAGGAGUCAGGAAGCUCCAGGGGACAGAUAUCUGCAUAGCCUGCCACCUGUAUACCAACUCCAGUAAGACUAGUAGGAUUAGGUCAUGUGGGAGUGCUGUAAUACAGAAAUGUGACAAAUAUUUAUGUCUUUUUUUAAAGCUGGGGAACAUAUACGUGUAUGUGUGUGUGUGUGAAUUAUGCAAGCUGCCCACACUGUAAUUAAAAGGUCUGCAAAAGCUACAAGACCAGCUUGGUCUACAGAGUAAGUUCUAGGACAGCCAGUACUACACAGAGAAACCUUAUCUCAAAGAGAGGCCUAAGGUAACCAAAAUGAACGUAAUGCUAAACGGUGGAAAACAAGGGAGCAAUUUGUACUGUUAAGUUUUAAGUAUCUUCAAAAAGAACUUUUCCACAAUUCAAGUUUAAUUCUGUAAAGAGUUCAACCUCUUAACUUCUAGAGAUCAUUUAAGUAUCAUUCCAAAAUUUUUCUUAUACUCACCAAAAAAGAACCCCCUUUUAAAAAUGUACUUUUAUAUUAGCAUAUAUUUGAUGUAUAAAAUGGUUUCAUUAUGACAUUUUUACUCAUGUUUAUAGUGUACUUUGAUCAUAUGUAAAAAAAAUAAAAAUAAAACUUUUAUUUCCCAGAA